AGGGAAGCGGAUAGAACCGUGAAUCGCUGCCUCUGGCUUUUAAUUCUUCUGCUGACAGGCGCUGCUCACUGGUUCUCCCUCUUUUGUCUAUUGCACGCAGCCCGCCCUCCCCACUAGCUUUCCCACUCCUCGGAUCCAGCCCUCGGGGCAUUCCAGCCGGUUUUCUGACCCCGCCGUGAGCUCACUCCUGCUCCCCGCGCGGGCCUCGCACGGAGGCGGUAACUAUGGAGAAUAUGGCGGAGGAGGAGGAGGAGGUGGCUCCAGCCCAGGUCCCGACCUCGGCCCCGGACUCGGCUCGGGUCCCAGCUCCGGCCCCGGACUCGGCUCCGACUCCAGCCCCAGCCCCUGCCCUGGCUCCGGCCCCGGCCCCGGCCCUGUCCCCGUCCCCAGCCUCUGCCCCUGACGAAGCUGAAAGCAAGAGACACAUCUCAAUUCAGAGGCAGCUUGCUGAUCUAGAGAAGUUAGCUUUUGUAACUGAAGGGGAUUUUGACUCUGCUAGUUCAUUGAACUCAGAUCAUCUUGAUGCAGGAAAUAAACAGGCUUGUCCAUUAUGUCCUAAGGAAAAAUUUAGAGCUUGUAAUAGCCAUAAGCUUCGUCGGCACCUUCAAAAUUUACAUUGGAAAGUGUCAGUUGAAUUUGAAGGUUACAGAAUGUGCAUCUGCCACUUACCUUGUCGACCAGUGAAACCGAAUAUUAUUGGAGAACAGAUAUCCAGUAAAAUGGGCGCCCAUUAUCAUUGUAUCAUUUGUUCAGCAACAAUCACCAGAAGGACUGACAUGCUAGGACAUGUUAGGCGCCAUGUGAAUAAAGGAGAGACUAAAUCCAGGUAUAUUGCUGCUUCUGCUGCUAAACCACCUACUGAAAUUUUGAAAGAGGUAGACACAGAUGUACAAGUUUGUCCUAAUUAUUCUGUACCACAGAAAACAGAUUCCUAUUUUAAUCCCAAAAUGAAACUAAAUCGGCAGCUAAUAUUCUGCACUUUGGCUGCUCUGGCUGAGGAGCGGAAACCUUUGGAAUGUCUGGAUGCCUUUGGAGCCACUGGGAUAAUGGGAUUACAAUGGGCAAAACAUCUUGGAAAUGCAGUCAAGGUUACCAUUAAUGACUUGAAUGAAAACUCUGUGACCUUGAUUCAGGAAAACUGCCAUUUAAACAAAUUGAAAGUGGUGGUGGACAGUAAGGAAAAAGAAGAGGGAGAUGACAUUCUUGAAGAAGGAGAGGGAAAGCUUGGUAAUAUUAAGGUGACCAAAAUGGAUGCCAAUGUACUGAUGCAUUUGAGAUCUUUUGAUUUCAUACACCUAGACCCUUUUGGAACAUCCGUGAACUAUCUAGAUUCUGCAUUCAGAAAUAUAAGAAACCUUGGCAUAGUAUCAGUGACUUCUACAGAUAUCAGUUCUUUAUAUGCCAAGGCACAACAUGUUGCCCGGCGACACUAUGGCUGUAACAUUGUCCGAACUGAAUAUUACAAGGAACUCGCAGCCAGAAUUGUUGUAGCGGCAGUGGCAAGAGCUGCAGCUCGAUGUAACAAAGGCAUAGAAGUACUAUUUGCAGUGGCUCUGGAACAUUUUGUCUUGGUCGUUGUGAGAGUUUUGAGGGGGCCUACUUCUGCAGAUGAAACAGCCAAGAAGAUACAGUAUCUGAUACAUUGUCAGUGGUGUGAAGAGAGAAUUUUUCAGAAGGAUGGUAAUAUGGUAGAAGAAAACCCGUAUAGACAGCUGCCCUGUAACUGUCAUGGAAGCAUGCCUGGAAAGACAGCAAUAGAACUUGGACCUCUAUGGUCAAGCUCCCUCUUCAAUACUGGAUUUCUCAAAAGAAUGCUAUUUGAAUCUCUUCACCAUGGUUUAGAUGACAUUCAGCCCCUAAUAAAGACAUUAAUCUUUGAGUCAGAGUGUACUCCUCAAAGUCAGUUUUCAGUUCAUUCACCUUCAAAUCUCACCAAGCAAGAAGAAUGUGGUAUAUCUAUUAAAACUACAGAUGAUACCACAACAGAUAAUUACAUUGCACAAGGAAAAAGAAAAUGUACUGAAACAAUCACAAAUUUAGCCAAGAAACAAAAGGCUGAUGCCAGUACUGAACAUCCUCCCUUUUAUUACAACAUCCACAGACACAGCAUUAAAGGGAUGAAUAUGCCAAAGUUAAAAAAGUUUCUGUGCUAUCUUUCUCAAGCAGGCUUUAGAGUAAGCCGAACUCAUUUUGACCCAAUGGGUGUUCGUACAGAUGCACCUCUGAUGCAGUUUAAAUCUAUCCUUUUAAAGUACAGUACCCCCACCUACACUGGAGGACAGUCAGAGGGCCAUGUCCAAUCUACAUCAGAAGAUACAGUAGCUGAAAGGGUUGAAAUGUCAGUGAAUGACAAAGCAGAAGCAAGCAAUUGCAGAAGAUGGUAAAAGUAGAGAAGUGUUUAUUCCCAUACAUCUUUAUAGAUCAUCUGUCUAAUACUUCUCCAUACCAACUGUAGUUCUUUUUUUAUUCUUUCAAUUCAGUGGUGUAAAAAUAAAAAAGUGCUGUUUUCAUUUUAAAA
Myotis daubentonii (Daubenton's bat) is the source of this 2518-nucleotide messenger RNA. RefSeq names its product tRNA methyltransferase 1L (gene TRMT1L). Gene Ontology annotation, cellular component: nucleus. The record is from RefSeq and is a predicted model, not a curated record. Gene Ontology annotation, molecular function: RNA binding; tRNA (guanine) methyltransferase activity. Gene Ontology annotation, biological process: tRNA N2-guanine methylation. NCBI's taxonomy places the organism in Eukaryota, Metazoa, Chordata, Mammalia, Chiroptera, Vespertilionidae.